Messenger RNA from Chenopodium quinoa (quinoa), 2461 nucleotides. Its product is annotated as synaptotagmin-2-like. Gene Ontology annotation, cellular component: endoplasmic reticulum. The record is from RefSeq and is a predicted model, not a curated record. Gene Ontology annotation, molecular function: lipid binding. Lineage: Eukaryota; Viridiplantae; Streptophyta; Magnoliopsida; Caryophyllales; Amaranthaceae. The coding region runs from base 671 to 2311 and encodes 546 amino acids. The transcript is spliced from 12 exons.
AAACACAACCCUUCACCAAAAAUAGACAAUCAAAGAAACAUCAACAUGGUAGAUUUACCUGGCCUACAAAAUCAUGAUCUUAUUUUAGGUUUCUAAUUUGUCCUAAUCAAAUCGAUUAAAAACUUUCUAAUUAGAGAUAGGGCCUUUUUUUUUUUUUUUUUUUUUUUUUUGAGGGGGGAAGAGAUGGUGGGCCCUUAGCCCCCAGCAAAAAAACCAUGAAAUGAACAAGCACGUUUCAGCAUCUGCCUUUCUCAAUUUCAUGAACCGCUCCAUUUUCCGACCUCCUAAACUGCCGUAUUAAUGCCGUUUUUUUACAUCUCCAUUAAUUUCUUUCUAUCUCUUUCUCUCUCCUCUGUUAAACGUUGAUCAUCUUCCUUAGAAAAAGCAAGCGUUUCACCAAAAAAAAGUUGGUAAUAUUGCCAAUUUAGAAAGUAAUCAAAUUUCAUUAAAGAAUCAUUAUACUUGUGCUUGGUAAUUACAUUUCACGUUGUUAAGAGAGAGAAAGAGGAAACAACUUUUUGGGUGUCAUCUAUUCUUCUAAUCUUGCCUAUUGAGUAACGGAUUUGAUUCGAAAGUUUUUCUUCUGAUUUGGGUUUCUGCUGAUUUUUUCUGGGUUUUGUUUGUUUUUCACAAAUACGGAGAAAAUUCAUAGAGACUAGGGAAGAAGAAGAUGGGUUUGUGGAGUCCGAUACUUCGGAUUUUUAGUGUGAUUUUUGGGUUUGUCGGAUUUGGUUUAGGGAUUACGAUUGGUCUUACUGUUGGGUAUUAUCUCUUCAUUUACUUUCAGCCUACCGAUGUCAAGGAUCCCGAUAUCCGUCCACUGGCUGAGCAAGAAUCUGAUAAACUUCAGCAAUUACUUCCUGAAAUACCUCAUUGGGUGAAAAACCCUGAUUAUGAGCGUAUGGACUGGCUGAACAAGUUUAUUGCCCAGAUGUGGCCCUAUCUGGACAAGGCAAUAUGCAAAACUGCAAAGGAUAUUGCAACACCUAUCAUAGCUGAGCAAAUUCCAAAAUACAAAAUUGAUAAUGUCGAAUUCGAGAAGCUGACUUUAGGGUCCCUUCCACCAACCUUCCAAGGUAUGAAAGUCUAUGUGACAGAUGAGAAGGAGUUGAUUAUGGAACCAUCGCUGAAGUGGGCAGGAAAUCCUAACAUCAUUGUUGGUAUAAAAGCAUUUGGCUUGAAGGCAACAGCUCAGGUGUUAGAUCUUCAAGUAUUUGCUUCUCCUCGUAUUACUUUCAAGCCCCUGGUACCAAGUUUCCCAUGUUUUGCCAACAUAUAUGUUUCUCUUAUGGAGAAGCCGCAUGUUGACUUUGGACUGAAGGUUCUGGGAGCUGAUCUUAUGUCAAUUCCAGGUCUGUACAGGUUUGUUCAGGAGCAAAUUAAAGAUCAAGUGGCUAAUAUGUAUCUUUGGCCUCGUACACUUGAAGUACCUAUUCUGGAUCUUGCAAAAGCUCUGAGGAAGCCUGUAGGAAUUUUACAUGUAAAGGUUGUAAGAGCAAUGAAGCUGAAAAAGAAAGAUCUCCUGGGUGCAUCAGAUCCAUAUGUAAAACUGAAGCUCACCGAUGAUAAAACACCAUCAAAAAAAACCACAGUGAAGCACAAGAACUUGAAUCCUGAAUGGAAUGAAGAGUUUAAUUUGACAGUCAGAGAUCCACAGACCCAGACUUUAGAAAUUAAUGUGUAUGAUUGGGAGCAGGUUGGCAAACAUGAGAAAAUGGGUAUCAAUGCUGUUCCUUUGAAAGACCUUACUCCUGAUGAGCCAAAGGAGUUCACUCUUGAUCUCCUUAAAAAGAUUGACCCAAAUGAUCCUCAAAACGAGAAGUCACGGGGACAGAUUGUGUUAGAAUUGACAUUUAAAGCUUUUAAAGAGGAGGAUCUUGGAAAAGAUUUUGAAGAUUCAGUGCAACAAGCACCUGCAGGAACACCCGCUGGUGGUGGUGUACUUGUUGUGAAUCUACAGGAGGCUCAAGAUUUGGAAGGAAAGCACCAUACAAACCCGUAUGCACGUGUCAUUUUCAGAGGAGAGGAGAGAAAGACCAAGACUAUCAAGAAGAAUAGAGAUCCAAGAUGGGAUGAGCAGUUUCAGUUUGUUCUAGAAGAACCUCCAACAAAUGAUAAGCUGCAUAUUGAAGUUUAUAGUACCUCGGCAAGAAGUUUACUGCAUCAAAAGGAAUCUUUGGGAUACAUUGAUAUCAAUCUCAGUGACGUCGUCAGCAACAAGCGGAUAAACGAAAAGUAUAACCUGAUAGACUCGAAGAAUGGCCUCAUCUUGGUCGAGCUCAUUUGGAGAGCUGCCCCUCCAAAGUCGUAAACUCCUUUUCUUUUUUAUAUACAGAGUAGAAAAGAUGCUGCUGAUUUUUUUUACAUUACUACUGAAAGGUGAUUUGUUUCUGUAAAUGUUGAACAUAAUGGUAGUUCUGUUACUAUGAAUAGCAGAAUAGUUUCUUUAUUUGGUAAAUGA